This is a messenger RNA of Alexandromys fortis (reed vole), 2052 nucleotides long. RefSeq names its product adenylate cyclase activating polypeptide 1 (gene Adcyap1). Lineage: Eukaryota; Metazoa; Chordata; Mammalia; Rodentia; Cricetidae. Gene Ontology annotation, biological process: positive regulation of transcription by RNA polymerase II; positive regulation of ERK1 and ERK2 cascade; positive regulation of GTPase activity. The transcript has 7 exons. Gene Ontology annotation, cellular component: perikaryon; extracellular region; neuron projection. Gene Ontology annotation, molecular function: pituitary adenylate cyclase activating polypeptide activity; neuropeptide hormone activity; peptide hormone receptor binding. The record is from RefSeq and is a predicted model, not a curated record. Bases 299 to 850 code for a protein of 183 amino acids.
GCCAUUCUGCUCCCCCUCCCUUUGGCUGCUCGCCUACUCGUCUUCUACAUCUCUCUCUCGCCCACUUCCUUCAGUGUCACGCUCCUUCCUAAUUCUGUGCGUCUACAAAGUUUUGAGCGGAAUUUUUGCCUCGGCAAACAAGUCCCCCCCAGCUCCUCCAGCUAAUUCCCGCGGCUUCUCUCCAGACACCAGCGCCAGACAGUGAGUGAUGCCUCUCGGGUUGUGAUUCCAGCCCGGAAACUCAAAGGAGCCCUUUGCCCUCCGUCCUACUUGGCAGCCAACACUCUCCUAGCAGCGAAUGACCAUGUGUAGCGGAGUGAGGCUGGCCUUGCUGGUCUACGGGAUAAUAAUGCAUAGCAGCGUCUCCUGCUCACCUGCCGCCGCUGGACUCCGUUUUCCUGGAAUCAGGCCAGAAGAUGAGGCUUACGACCAGGACGGGAACCCGUUGCAUGACUUCUACGACUGGGACCCCCCGGGCGUAGGGAGCCCCGCCUCCGCGCUGCGUGACGCCUAUGCCCUCUACUAUCCUGCUGACAGGAGAGAUGUCGCCCACGAGAUCCUUAACGAAGCCUACCGCAAAGUCUUGGACCAGCUGUCCGCCAGGAAGUACCUGCAGUCGGUCGUGGCCAGGGGCGUGGGCGAGAAUCUAGGCGGCGGCGCAGCGGACGACCGGGCACCCCUUACCAAGCGCCACUCGGACGGCAUCUUCACCGAUAGCUACAGCCGUUACCGAAAACAAAUGGCUGUCAAGAAAUACUUGGCGGCCGUGCUAGGGAAAAGGCCUGAAGGUACCAAAAAUGGCCGUUUGCUACUGUACAAAAAACGAUGCCCUGCUUCAGGGGAAUUCUGAGACUCUCAGCCCAGAAGGAAAUUCUAAUUAAUCAACAGCUCUAUCCAAAUUGUGCUUCUCCCCAGAAUUUACGUCAUUCUCUGGGAGAAAAGUUGAGGAAUUGUACAGAGGAGAUCGGCUUGGAGAUAAAGCUCUCUUUUCUGUACUUCCUGAUUCUCCAGGGAACCGACUAUCCCAAGGUUAGGGCAAUUGGAACCAGGUGAAAGAAGUAGAGGCGGAUUGGAGGAGGCAGAGCGUGGGUGGCAGAGGAAGACUCUGCAGAGGGACUGGUUUGAGAACUGCCCCAGGUCUGAGAAUCUGGGGGCAAGUCCAACCCCUUUGUAGGUUCCACUGCCUGACAAGUUGGGUGCUGGAUAUUGGAAUCGAGUGCAAAGUACAAUGUGUUUUUCUCCAGUGCUGUCUGUCCAUGCUUCUCGUUUUGUGAAAUGGCCAGGAUCCCCCUCUUUGAAUCCUCUUCUGUAGAAGCCACCCCUGUUCUUUGUGGUUUUUCUGGAGAACUCUCCUUUCUACCCCUACCCUCCUGCAUUGUUUAAGAAUCAUUUGCCAUUUUCACUUCUCUUAAGUUUGUGAAUGCUACUCAUUUUUUGUUGUUGUUUGAUGCAAGCAGUGACUGUGAAGUUUAGGAACCCCUGUGUAGCUACCACGAAGUAAUUAUGCACUAAAUAUGAACCUUUUGUUUCUUGUUUAUUGAGUUUGUAGGUAAAAUGUAUUUUUCUACAUUAUGGCUUAUUGCUUAGUAAAAUUGUUUCAUAAAACCAAUCUUUGUCAUAUUAGAAUGUGUAGUGUUCCAAUAUUGCUCAGUUUGACUAACUGAUAAAUCAUUUAAACCCCAUCUUCAUAUGUAUGAGUACUAUCUUAUAUCUCUGGUCAAGAGUGGGGUAAGCAGGAUCCCACAUUCACUCUUGUAUCCUGUCUUGGCUAAAGAAAGCAUGUCUGUUUCUUGUCAAUUUCUUGAACAUAUGUGGAGUAAUCUUUAUAAACAAAAGAACCUUCACCCAGUAACCAGAUCAAGCAACAACAAACCAGCAAGUCUCCAAAUUUUAGGUACAAAUUUUCAAAAAAUAAAAAAAAAAAACAAAAACAGAAAACAGAAAAAAAAACCCAUUAGUUUGUAAAGUUUAAAGUACUUUUCAUUUUUCCUGUACAGAUUUGGUUAGUAUGAAGUCAGGCAUCUAAAAAAACAGAACUGUAUUUGCAUUCCC